This is a messenger RNA of Saccharomyces cerevisiae S288C, 600 nucleotides long. RefSeq names its product Pex17p (gene PEX17). The transcript has a single exon. Gene Ontology annotation, cellular component: peroxisomal membrane. The record is from RefSeq and is marked reviewed. Bases 1 to 600 code for a protein of 199 amino acids. NCBI's taxonomy places the organism in Eukaryota, Fungi, Ascomycota, Saccharomycetes, Saccharomycetales, Saccharomycetaceae.
AUGACAUCGAUUAACAGUUUUCCCAGGAAUAUUGACUGGCCUUCCAACAUAGGCAUUAAAAAAAUAGAGGGAACUAAUCCAACGGUGAAUGCCAUCAAGGGCUUGUUAUAUAAUGGUGGAUCAAUUUAUGCAUUUCUAUAUUUUGUUAUUGCUAUGUUUGUUGAACCAACGCUACAAAAGCAGUACCAGCAGAGAAAUGAUUUUUCCUUGUUUGUUUUGUUGCGUUUGAGAAGAAUCAUAGCGCAAUUGCAAAAACGACUGGUGAUGACCCCAGUAUCGUCGUUGGGGUUCAACGAACAGAAUAACUUUGUGGAGAGGUCCACUCAAACUUCAGACGACAAUAUAAUACGAGAAGAUAAUAGCCAUUGGGCUGAAAUGAUUUAUCAACUGCAAAAUAUGAAACAAGAAUUACAGUAUUUUAACAGAUCCUCAGGCCAACCAUCUGAAAGUAUAGACGAUUUUGUCUUUCAAAUUAAGAUGGUGACUGACCAGGUUGAGUUAACAGAUAGGUCCCGAGCUUUCUCAAAUAAAUCAAGAAAUAUUAUACAGGGAAUCCGAGAAAUCAAAGGUUGGUUUGUGAAUGGCCAAGUGCCAAGGUAA